AUGGUUACUUUGUACUGUGUCGUCGUUGGUGUGGCUGGGAGCGCGUUCCCUGUGGACAUUGACGAGAACAAGUCCGUGGGGCACUUGAAGGACGCGAUCAAGGAGAAGAACGCAUCGACGAUCACAUGCGACGCCAUGAACCUGCAGCUCUUCCUGGCGAAGGCGGGGGGCAACGCAUGGCUGUCGAGCCUCACUGAAGAUGUGAAGAAGCUGAAGAAGGGCGAGAAGACUGUUCUCGUCAAAUCUCUAACGCAAGAAGAAAAGGAGCUGCAGGGAGAGUCCGGCCUCAAGAAAGUGCUGGCGGGGAUGCUAUCGCCAUCCACCGAUGAAAUUCACGUGCUGGUGGUGGUUCCGGAGCAAGACGGUACUAUCUCAAAAGAGAUGUCUGCAGCGACAACGCCACUGACUGUAGAGCAAGUGGAGAUGUCAAUGAAUAAGGUUCUCAGGGAACGAGAUGAGAAGGCGUCUGCAUAUUCGUUUUCCGAUCUGAAUACUGCGAUGGAAGAGCGAAUUGUCAAGAAGAUGCGCUUGACCGAAAAUAUUCCUGAUGUCAAGGAGCCAGUCGAUACUUCCAUCGCCGGUUAUUCGUGGAUUCCAAAAAUCGUGGAGAGCGAGGAAAGUCAAAGGGCUGGGUACAUGGCGUACUUGCAGCAGCAUUUGAAGACGCUGAUAGAUCGAGGAGACUUCUUGUUGGAUGACAUUGCGGGCGAUAAAUCAGUUCUUAACAUCGUGGACCCAAGACUUCCGUUUGCUAUGAAAGGCACAGCUGAUGUAUUGCUCAUCAAUCGAACAUCGAAGAACCCACUGAUUAAGCUGGCUGGGGUCAGCUUGGUGAUCGAGCUCAAGAAGAAAGUCGAACCGGGCCAUGUUCCUCAAGCAAUUGGUCAACUUGUGAGCUGCAGCAUGAAGGCGCCUCUCAAUUGCUAUCCGCUGAGUUUGUUGACGGAUUUAAACGACCACUGGCAUUUCUCUUGGUUCAGCGACAAGCACGUUCUGACCCAACUUACGUUAAGGUAUCCGAAGAACGCGUUCAGAUUUAUCGAGGCAGCUGUACUGAGACGAACGGAGUCUGCCCCACCUCCUCCGUCAUUCAUGCCUGGAUCUUUCAAGACAAUCAAGGUUGAUGACUUCUUGCCCCAGCCAGUUGAUGCUCGUGCAGAGGAGAUGAUGGAACGAUACGAGUUGAUGGCAGAUGUG
Messenger RNA from Phytophthora infestans T30-4, 1197 nucleotides. RefSeq names its product Crinkler (CRN) family protein. The transcript has a single exon. The annotation marks the transcript as partial. The record is from RefSeq and is a predicted model, not a curated record. Lineage: Eukaryota; Oomycota; Peronosporomycetes; Peronosporales; Peronosporaceae.